Molecule: messenger RNA, 2962 nt
Organism: Hippocampus comes (tiger tail seahorse)
Lineage: Eukaryota; Metazoa; Chordata; Actinopteri; Syngnathiformes; Syngnathidae
Gene: bsdc1
Product: BSD domain containing 1
Exons: 11
Coding region: 175-1485 (436 amino acids)
Cellular component (GO): cytoplasm
Source: RefSeq, a predicted model, not a curated record
UAACUAAACAUGAAAGAUGCCCAGAAUAUAUGAUUAAAUAGUUUUUUUUUAACACGUAUAUGUUAAUAUGUGAUGAUGUCAGGGCAGGUAUGAACGGUUUUCGUUGCGUGUGUAUUACUUUGACGUAACUGGGGGUAGAGUUCAGAAUACUGAUGAUGAUGUCAUCGCCUAAAGAUGGCUGAAGGAGAAAGCUGGUGGGGAGGCUGGCUUCAUCAAAGCUUCCAGGCCGUCAAAGACAAGUCAUCUGAGGCCUUGGAAUUUAUCAAGCGAGACUUGACGGAGUUUUCCACAGUAGUGCAGCAUGACACGGCCUGUUCAAUUGUGGCCACAGCCACUGCAGUCAAAAACAAGCUGGCGGUUGAAGGCUCGUCAGAGACUACAGAGAAGGUGAAGAAGAGCCUCUCCAGCUUCUUAGGAGUCAUAACAGACACACUUGCUCCACCCCCUGAUAAAACCAUAGACUGCGAUGUUAUCACAUUGGUGGCAACACCGGCUGGAACUACAGAAGUCUACGACAGCUCGAAGGCACGGCUCUACAAUCUGCAAGCUGAUCCCGCCACAUAUUGCAAUGAGCCUGAUGGGCCCCCAGAGCAAUUUGACAACUGGCUAUCCAACUUCAGUGUGGACGAUAAGAAAGGUGAAAUCUCUGAGCUCUUGGUUAGCAGUCCCUCAAUACGAGCACUUUACACAAAAAUGGUUCCGGCAGCGGUUGCCCAUUCGGAGUUCUGGCAGAGGUACUUCUAUAAAGUAUUUCAGCUGGACCAGGAGGAGGCACGGCGAGUGGUGCUGAAGCAGCGGGCUGAACAGGCAUCCCACACAGAAGUCCUUGGCUGGGAGGAAGAGGAGGAGGAUGACUUUGUUGGUACUGCAUCCUCAUCCCAUCUCAACUUCACGCCCCCAUUGGACUCAAGCACAGCACAGGAACCGGCACCUUCGAUGACUCCCACAGCAACCACACAGCUGCGUAAUACAAACCUGUCUCCCGGUGAAGAGCGUGACGCCACCCUCUCAAUUAGCAGUGACAGCGUCAGUCUGCCAACGCAGCUGGAGGUGCAGCCCGAGCCCGUUGUCACCGAGCUGGUAACGAAGCUGACCGAGGUCACUGUGGACGAUGUAGUAGACAAGAUGCCAAAAGCGCAAAAGCCUGAGCAGACCUGUGACUCGGCUCCUGUGACACAAAUGGAAACUGGGACCCAGCCCGAGGUCACCGUGGAUGCGGUGACAUCAUGGGCCCCAAAAGUAGAGGCCGCAAAGGAGGACGGACCCCAUGACCUGAGAGUGUUUGAGCUGAACUCUGACAGUGGCAAGUCUACACCUUCUAACAACGGCAAAAAAAGUACAUUCCCCACAGGUUCAAGUACUGAUGUGAGCGAGGACUGGGAGAAAGACUUUGAUCUCGACAUGACAGAGGAAGAAGUUCAAAUGGCGCUCUCUAAAAUCGAAGCAUCUGGAGAGUUGGAAGAAGACUGGGAGAACUGGGAGUGAGAGACCCUGCAGCACCAACCAUGUCCACACCAUCUAAGCUAAUUCUCUGCUGAUGAACCAUGCCUUAAAUCUUUGUCCACGCCGUCACCUUGUCUUAUAUGUCCGUUGGAGAUUUUCCAGCAGGGGUUUUGAACCAGUUUGGGAAACCUAUUGGAAAGGGAGACAAGGUAUAGGUAGGCCUUUCCUCCAGACACCGUGACAUGACUAUUUCUUGGAGUUACUUCGGAAUGCAGAGCAGAUGACACUCGUAAAUAGACGGAGGUUGUAAUCAAGAUCGAUCACAACAACGGAGGAACCCUUUCCUUUUUUUUCUUUGUACUAUGAGUUCAUCAUGUAUGUUUUUGUUGGCUUAACGUUAGGUAAAAAGUAGCGGAAGUGCUGCUUGUCACCUUUGUGAGCUAAAAUACGACAGCAGUAAUUUUGGAUUAUUAUUAUUAUUAUUAUUAUUAUAGAGCAAUUAUUAAGUCUACCCUUGCCCGCCUUUAUUUGACUUGCUUUUUAUGCAAAUAUCAACAGACCCGCGCGAAAGCGUUAACACCCUUAGUUUUUGCGCAUUUUUGUUACAACCUCUAAUUUAAGUCCGUUAUUUAUCUGAAUUUUUCAAAAUAAAAUCUUAAAAUUGGCACGCGCAUAACUACUCACCCCAGUCCAGUACUUGGUAGAGCCACUUUUUUUUGGCAAUCAUGGCUACAAAUCGUUUUUGAUAAGCCUCUGUUCCAAUUUUGACCAACACUUGUAGACCAGUGCAGGUUUUGCUCACAUAUUUAGCACCAACCAGCUUUUUCUGCAUUCGGAUGGAGUGGUUGGUUCGAAAGAUGUUCUGGGGGCCCCAAGUAUUGUGCGUGUUUAAUAGCAGCAGCUGUGAUGCUUACAAUAAUUGUAGUUUCUCAGGUGGCUCAUCACGGGGUGGCUAAGGGACGAAGUGGUACGCACAUCUGCUGCACAUUUCUGAGAUUGCGGGUUUCAAAUCCAGGCUCCUACUUCCCUGUGUGGAGUUUGCAGGUUCUCCCCAUACUUGCCUGAGGUUCUUCUCAAAGUUCAAAAACAUGCACAAAAACAUGAACAAUAGAACACUCAAUAUCGUCCUUAAGUGUGAACGUUUGGGUGUCAAUAUGUGCCAUGUGGCUUUCUGGUGACCCGUUGAGACUCAUCUCUUACCCAAAGUCAUAUUGGAUAGGCUACAUCUCAUUAGUGGCGCGAGUAAGCAGUAUCGAAAAUUGAUGGGUGGAUCUGAGGAAUAAAAUAAAGAUUAAAGUCAGACACAGAAAUUCUUAUGAAGUCGUUCGGAAUUGCAUGCCUGCAAUUUAACAUUAUGCAAAAUGUUGUAGUAGUUAUGUGAUUGGACAAUGUAUUGCACAUCUGUGAUUGACAGUACCAUUUCUGUUGUUCCAUCUUAAAGCUGUCACAUCAUUUUUACUUUGAGUUGCUUUCAGUAGGAAUUCUCAAUUGUUUAUGCCAUUAAAAGUUUCAUGGCGUA